GCAAAUUAUAUACAUAUAUAAAAAUAAACACUUUGCAACUUUAUGCCACACGCUCGCAAAUACCAACGUGGUGUUUUUCUCGCUUAACUUGACCUCGAGCUGCAAUUUUAAACUAAAGUGGACAACAAAUGGCUGGCUCGGCGCUGCGUCGCCUGAUGGCGGAAUACAAACAGUUAACAAUGGAUCCGCCGGAGGGCAUUGCCGCUGGACCCAUCAGUGAGGACAAUUUCUUUGAAUGGGAGGCGCUAAUUGCCGGACCCGAGGGCACCUGUUUCGAGGGCGGCGUGUUUCCCGCCCGUUUGGUCUUUCCACCCGACUACCCACUGAGUCCACCUAAAAUGAAAUUCACUUGUGAUAUGUUUCAUCCAAACAUCUUUGCCGAUGGCCGCGUCUGCAUAUCAAUACUACACGCCCCUGGCGACGAUCCCAUGGGCUACGAGCUCUCCGCCGAGCGCUGGAGCCCUGUUCAGAGUGUUGAGAAGAUACUGCUGAGUGUGGUCAGCAUGCUGGCGGAACCGAACGACGAGAGUGGCGCCAAUGUGGAUGCGGCCAUCAUGUGGCGGGAGCGGAGGGACGAGUUCAAUCGGAUCGCACAGCGAUUGGUACGCAAGACACUCGGCUUAUCCGCAUAAGAGCGACCACGGCGACUGAUCCCCAGACCCAAACGAAAUCAAAAACACGGCAGCAACAACAAAUCAACAGCA
Messenger RNA from Drosophila navojoa, 704 nucleotides. RefSeq names its product ubiquitin conjugating enzyme 7 (gene Ubc7). The record is from RefSeq and is a predicted model, not a curated record. NCBI's taxonomy places the organism in Eukaryota, Metazoa, Arthropoda, Insecta, Diptera, Drosophilidae.